GUGCUACCCUGCAACUGUGGAGCCACUCAAACUUCAGUGCAUUGCCCGGACACUAUUGAAGCAGCAUGUCGUGGCUCUUCGGCUGGGGGAAGAGCUCCGGGUCGCCGCCGGUGGAAGAACCGGCUGCUCCUGCUGACGGUGCCGGGGGAGCAUCAGGGGGUGCAGGGGGACACAAACCCGGGGAUAAGUGGAGUAACUUUGACCCGACUGGGCUGGAGAGAGCUGCAAAAGCUGCAAGGGAGCUCGACAAAUCACGACAUGCCAAAGAAGCGCUGGGACUGGCUCGUAUGCAGGAGCAGAGUGUACAGCUGGAGCUACAGAGUAAAGUGAAAGAAUAUGAGGUGGGUUUGGAGCAGCUGAAGGGCGAGCAGAUCCAGCUACAGGGGGAGGAGAGACGGAAAACACUUGCAGAGGAGACAAAGCAAAACCAGGCAAGGGCGCAAUAUCAAGACAAACUUGCCAGACAGAGGUAUGAUGAUCAGCUCAGGCAACAGCAAUUCCUGAACGAGGAGAACCUUCGCAAACAAGAGGAUUCCGUUAUGAAGCAAGAGGCCAUGAGAAAAGCUACCAUUGAACAUGAAAUGGAGCUGAGACACAAGAAUGACUUGCUUCGCGUUGAAGCCGAGGCCAAAGCCCGCGCCCAGGUGGAGCGGGAGAAUGCGGACCUGAUCAGGGAACAGAUCCGCCUGAAAGCUGCUGAACACAGACAAACUGUCCUUGAAUCUAUAAAGACGGCAGGAGCAGUUUUUGGAGAAGGAUUCAGGGCCUUCGUCUCUGACUGGGACAAACUCACAGCCACGGUUGCUGGGUUAACUCUGUUGGCAGCAGGAGUGUAUUCUUCCAGGAACGCCACAGCAGUGGCCGGCCGCUACAUAGAGUCCCGUCUGGGCAAACCCUCACUGGUCCGCGAGACCUCUAGGUUAACUGUUGCAGAGGCCAUCAAACACCCAAUCAAGACAGCCAAGCGUCUGAGAAGCAGACCGCAGGAUGCCUUAGAGGGUGUGGUGCUCAGCGCAGCUUUGGAGGAACGUGUGAGGGACAUUGCCAUUGCCACUCGGAACACCAGGCAGAACAGAGGCUUGUACAGAAACAUCCUGAUGUACGGACCCCCUGGAACUGGUAAAACACUCUUUGCCAAGAAAUUGGCUCUCCAUUCCGGGAUGGACUAUGCCAUCAUGACAGGUGGGGACGUGGCACCCAUGGGGCGCGAUGGAGUCACUGCCAUGCACAAGGUGUUUGACUGGGCCAGCACCAGCGGCCGAGGCCUCUUGCUGUUCGUAGAUGAAGCUGAUGCGUUCCUGCGUAAGCGCGCCACAGAGAAAAUCAGUGAGGACCUCAGAGCCACUCUCAAUGCAUUCCUCUACCGCACCGGGGAACAGAGCAACAAGUUCAUGCUGGUGCUUGCUAGUAACCAGCCAGAACAGUUCGACUGGGCCAUUAAUGACCGCAUUGAUGAGAUUGUAAACUUUGCAUUGCCGGGUCUGGAGGAGAGGGAAAGAUUGGUGCGCCUGUAUUUCGACAAAUUUGUGCUGGGUCCUGCCACUACAGGGAGACAGAGAUUAAAGUUGGCUCAAUUUGACUAUGGCCAGAAGUGUUCAGACAUUGCAAAGCAAGCAGAAGGCAUGUCUGGUCGGGAAAUCUCCAAACUUGGUGUGGCCUGGCAGGCUGCUGCAUACUCUUCUGAAGAUGGAGUUUUGACUGAAGCCAUGAUUGACUCAAGAGUUAAUGAUGCCAUCAAGCAGCAUGCACAGAAAAUGGACUGGCUGCUGAUGGAAGCAGGUGCGGGGGUUGGCAAAGUCGGUGUACUCCUCCCUAAGGAAAUGGCUGCAGAAAUCACAGCACAGGAAGCUGCUUCACUUGGACAAACAAAUGAUACAACCCCAACUGUACAACAAGUCCUUCCAUUCCUUGAUGUUGUGAGCAAUGCUUCCCAGGCAGAAACAGCCACUCUUCCUUCAGAAGUGGAGGCAGAUGUUAUCCUUAAAGAGGCAGCCACUUUGAUUAAAGAAAGUGAAGAUGUUGCUGCGAGAACUGUAGGAACAGUUGAAACCAUUGCUGAGACAGCUACUGCUGCCCCAUUGGUGCAGGAGAUUGAGGCCAUCAAGGAUAUGACUGAGGAGGUUGUAAGCACAGCAGCAGUUACAGACACUAUUGUUUCUGAGGUUAAGGAUAUAGUCAGUGAGGUUAAAGACACAGAAAGUAUACAAGGUACCACUGUCCAAGAAACUGCUGCUUUCAGUAAAGAAGAGCUAACUACUGAUGUAGUUGCGCAAGAGAUUGAAGUCACAGAAGUAGUCAAGGAGGAAAAGAAUGUUGUUGAACACUUGGAAACAACAGUCACUACAGUUGCUCAAGAAAAGGAAUUAGAUCCUGUUCUCUCUAAUGUUGUCCAGCAGCCAGAGGCUACAGUAGUUGGACUCUCCCAGGAGACUGUUGUCCAGGAAAUUGAGUCAGCAGCCACAUCUGUUGAUGUUGUAGAAACUGAAGCCACCAAAGCUGCAGAAGAAGUUGCAACUGAUGCUGCAAAGGUUGCAGAGGAAAUUUCAAGCAAUGUAGCUCAGUUGACUGAGUCCAUGGCAAACAUUGCGAAAGAAGCUGAAGCAAUAGCAACUGAUGUGGCCAAGGUGGCUGAUGCCGCAGCAACCAUCACGGAGGAGAUGGAGGCAGUAGUCACCAAGGAGGUUGAAGUGAUGGAAAGUGAUAUUGUCAAGGACACCAAUGAGUUUGUAGUGGAAACCGAGUCUCAAACAUCAGAGGUUACCAAAGAGGUUGAAGUAGUGACAGAUGUAGUCAAAGAGUCCAAAAGUAUUACUACAGAGGGUCAGACCCUGGUUGCAGAGAUUGUGAAAGAGCCUUUAAAUACAGAGAUUGCAGCCAAGGAAACUGAAGUCCUCCCAGCAGAAGUUUCCAAGCAAGCAGAAGUCAUCCCAGCAGAAGUUUCCAAGGAAGCAGAAGUCAUCACAGCAGAAGUUUCCAAGGAAGCAGAAGUUUCCAAGGAAGCAGAAGUCAUCCCAGCAGCCUCAGCAGAAGUCCUAACAGCUGGAACUGUGGCUACAGAAGAUGUGAAACUGCCUGAGACUACUGAGGUUGCUCCCAAGGAAGCAGAAGUUAUCCUAGAAGAGGUUUCCAAGGAAGCAGAAGUUUCCAAGGAAGCAGAAGCCUUCCUAGCAGAGGUUUCCAAGGAAGCAGAAGUGAUCCCAGCAGAGGUUUCCAAGGAAGCAGAAGUUAUCCUAGCAGAGGUUUCCAAGGAGGCAGAAGCCCAAACAGCAGAGUUUUCCACAGAAGCAGAAGUCCUCCCAGCACUCCCAGCAGAAGUCCUAACAACCAAGGAAGCUGAAACUGUGGCUACAGAAGAUGUGAAACUACCCGAGACUACUGAGGUUGCUGCAAAGGAAGGAGAAGUCAUCCCAGCAGAGGUUUCCAAGGAAGCAAAAGUCUCAACAACCAAGGAAGCUGACACUACGGCUACAGAAGAUGUAAGACUCCUUGAGACUACCGAGGUUGCUGCCAAGGAUGCUGACGCCAAGCCAACAGAGGCUACAGAGGAGGCUGGAGUAACUGAAGUCACAAAUGAGAAGGACUCAGCAUCUGUUCUCAACAUAGAAACCGAGGUUGACACAGAGACCAUUGUGUCAGAACAGUCUGGGAAACUUGAGAGUCCAACCACUGAGAAGUCAUCUGCCUCUCAGACUCCCAUGACUGAAGAAGCUGAACCCAGUCAAACUGAGAAGCCUCUUUCAAGCAAACAGAGUGGAGAUGACGACAACAAACCACCAGCAAAGUCAAGUCCAACAAAAUGAUCACUUGGAAUCUUUGAUGAAAUCCUAUUGUGAAUGAGUGCUGCUGUAAUUCUUAAAUGCUUGAGCCUUAAGUCUGAAUCAUUCACUUUGAAUUCUGUCUGUUUGUCUAUCAAUGUGUGUAAAUUAAUUACUGUGGGUGCCAAAAUUAAGGUAAUAGUUUGAUUAUGGCCUAUAGGUGUGCUGAGUCUGGGUAAGAAGAUGUGUUAACCACUGGCAUUGUGCUACUAUUGCAUUCUGCUUUCUUCCUUUCACUCUUCUGGUUGUCAUGGCCUUUUUCUAAUGUAAAUUGGCCCUCUAAAAAGGAUGUUCUCGCAUGUUUGCUGACCAGUUCUGGCAAGAUUUAAAUUACACGCAAAAUGUUCAUUCAGAACAUUCCUCCCUGGCACUUCUUGGCAAGAGCACUGGCACAAUUAAGACCAGCCCUUGAAAAAUAAAACUGUGGAUUCUGCCAGACUCUUAUUUAAAUGUAGUUGGAGGUACUAUGUAGGUCUGACUUUGUGACACUAGGUCCACAUAAACCAGCUUCCACAAUAUCCACAGUUUACAUCUGGUGUUUGAGACUUUUGUGUACUGGCCUAGCCAUACAGAUGUUUUCCAGAUAAGGUGCUUUCGAUCCAGGUGGCUGUUUGACCUCUCUUGCACAUGUGCAGAAUAAAAAAAAAAACACAUUAAAAA
Molecule: messenger RNA, 4475 nt
Organism: Morone saxatilis (striped sea-bass)
Lineage: Eukaryota; Metazoa; Chordata; Actinopteri; Moronidae
Exons: 17
Coding region: 66-3800 (1244 amino acids)
Biological process (GO): mitochondrion organization
Cellular component (GO): mitochondrion
Molecular function (GO): ATP hydrolysis activity; ATP binding; zinc ion binding
Source: RefSeq, a predicted model, not a curated record